AAAAUGUUAAAAUGUGAUUGAAUCGUCGCCAGCAAGAAAAAAACACACAAAACAACAGCAACUGCAUUGUUCGUGGUGCGAAGAUCGUCCAUCAGAAGUAGGCUUGUGUAUGGGAAACGUUGGUAUUGGGGCUAAAAAACUGCAAAGUGAAAUGCUCCUUUGCAAAUCACUGCCUGACAGUCAACAUGGCGUACCAGUCUCCACUGCUCAAGGGAAAGAAACUGAUAGAUGUCAUUCAGAAUGGGAACAGCUGGCAGGUGGAGAAACUGUUACGACAUGGGGCUAACCCUAACCAGCUACAGCCUGAGGGUAUUACUCCCUUCCACUAUGCUGUGGGACAGCAAGAUUCCAAGAAUCCCGAACUGACCAGAUUAUUUCUGGAAUAUGGGGCAGAUCCCAAUGUCAGAUCCACCCAGGGCAUGACACCCCUCCACGUAGCUGCCACAUGGGGUAAUCUGGACUGUCUGCGAUUACUCCUGCUCAAUGGAGGAGACCCGGCGCUGAAAGACGAGGAUGACAUGGAUUGUUUCGACCUGGCGAGUCAGUAUGACAACAAGGAUUGUGUGGAGUUGUUACUGGACUUUAUGACUGAGACACCUGAGGAUGGCUGCUGCAGGUACACUAUUGUACCGUAUGAUGAAAAAGAGUGUUUAUCAUUUUUGUUAGAAGAGGAAUCUCCGUUUAAGCCUGAUGAGAGGACGAUCAUCAAACCUCGACACAGAAACACAUCCAUGUAUACACAGGAUAUUAACAAUCUGCUCUCUAGUUACCUGCUCGAUGAGGAAUGUGCCAAGGACAUGAUCUUUGAUGUGACCUCGCCUAGCCACCCCUACAUUGAGACCAGGAAAGGCGCUAAAGAGAGAGCCACAGAUGAACAUUUACCACAGUACAGGUCAGAUAAAAGUGCGGAUAUCACCGACAGCAGUGAAGAUUCAUUUGUUACCUGCACUAGCCAGAACCUUGAAAACAAUACUUACAGUGGGGGUGAUGGGCAAAGCCAAUCUAAACAAAAUCAUAGCCCCAAAAAAUCGUAUCGAGUUUCAUCUCUGAAGUUCUCCCCCUUAACGACCUCUUUGCCAUCGGUGUCAGUGAUAGCAGAGAAAAGCCUUGACUGCAGAGACAGUUUGAAGAAGUCAAGCUCAAAUAUUUCCCAUGAUGCUAGUGGAUUUUAUGCUGCACAUAUGUGUGAGAAUGUGUCAUCAACAAGCUGUGUGACGUGCGGUAUUAAUCGAGAUUUGGAUAUGAAUAACUCUUGUGAUUUAUCUCAGUCACAGCAACAGUGUGUCUCUAGCUAUGAUUGCUGGGCAACUGGGAAAAGUCAUUGCUCUCAGUUGAGAUCAUCCCGUUCUCAGGGUGUAGAAGAGCAAAGCAGACAGCAGGAUACAGCCUGUCAGCAUCGCUUUACGAGAGAUGAGUAUGCUGAAGCGUUUCUCGAAAAACAGUUCACUGGAAUUUCUCUCCAAGAUGAAGUACCCUCUCCAAAACUGUGCUCUGAGCUAGAACAGAAUACUCAAAGUGGUAAACCAGUGAAGCCAAACAAUCCCAUCCAUCCUGAUUCCAACGAACUUGGCUUACCAGAUUCUGAUGAUACCUCUUCACUAUUCAGUCAUAUCAGCGUUCUGCCUCCAGACUUGCAUUGUAACUCUUCCGCCACUCAUCACAAAAGUACUUUAUCGUCUUGCCAUCAUCAAAGGGGAGAUAACUCUUCUAUACCUGGUGAAGAGGACUCUCUUGCUGACUUUAUUCCAGAUGAAUUUAAUUUGUCUGAUUUGACCAUAAACACCAACAACAGUCACAAGUCGGGUUCUGGCAGACAUCCUGGGCAGUUUUGUCACCGGAACAGAGAACGUUGUUCUCUGGAAUCUGCUGUCAGUUCUACUUCGACCAUAAACUAUGUGUACUCAGACCCAGAGGAAGGCAUCACCCUGAUUGAGCGGCAUGGCCCUUCCUCCAUACACAGUGGCAGAACCAGCCUGGAGAGUGGGCUUAGCUCACAGACACAAGAUCUACAGGAUUCGGACAAUGACACAGUGCUGUAUUCCUGGGAGGACUAUUUGCAGAUAACUCCGAAUGGCUGCAGACACUCUCCACGGGGGCCUGGACAGACAAACACCCCAGACCAUAGUGAGGAUUCAGAAGCAACCCUUGUUUUGACGACGUCCUCAUUAUCAGAUUGUAAGGUGAUUGGGGACGCGACCCCUGACAUCCCUGCUGUCCUGAAGAGGCUGAGUAAUGUGGAGUUGAAGAAACGGUUGGUGAGCCUGGGGGAUGAACCUGGGCCUGUUACCCCUUCCACACGGCAGACAUACCUGAUCAGGCUUAUGGACCUGCAGAACAACCCUGACCUCAGCCGGCUGGCUCUGACGACUGACAAACCAGGGUACUCCUCAGAACUGAGGCAUGCACUGAGUGGAAUGUUUUCCUAUGCUGGACUGGAAGAGACAGAGACCCGAAUGGUGGAACCUUUCCAGAGGCCGCGAGCUGACAGGAAGUGGAGGGAGGGCGUGCUGAAGUCCUCCUUUAACUAUCUGCUGCUUGACCCCAGGGUUGCCCAGAAUCUUCCCACUAGGGCACAGAUCCUGGGGGAUCUGGAAACCUUCAAGAUUUUCAUAUCUGCCAUCUUUUAUAUUGGGAAAGGGAAAAGAUCUCGGCCUUACUGUCACUUGUAUGAAGCCAUAAAACACAGGAAAUCACCACAGAUUAAGAAGCCCAGUGAGAAGGUACAGAAGAUUCUUGAUGUCUGGUCUGAGGGGCUGGGAGUUAUCUCCCUUCAUAUAUUCCAAAACGUCAUUCCAGUAGAGGCUUAUACCAGAGAGGCUUGUAUGGUGGAUGCCAUGGGGUUGAACAACUUGACCAAUAAGAAAAGAGGGGACUAUUAUGGGCCGUCAUCGACGUGGCCAGCCAAUCAGAGGCGGAAGGUUGGCGUGCAUUUGUUGAAGAAAGCCCUUUGUAUUUUUCUGGCUGAGGGAGAGAGACAAAUCUGCCCACCUGACAUCGGUGUUGGGCAGUAGGCUAUAUAUAUGUUAUAUAUGUAGUAGUUAGUG
Molecule: messenger RNA, 3044 nt
Organism: Liolophura sinensis
Lineage: Eukaryota; Metazoa; Mollusca; Polyplacophora; Chitonida; Chitonidae
Exons: 10
Coding region: 186-3011 (941 amino acids)
Biological process (GO): double-strand break repair via homologous recombination; resolution of meiotic recombination intermediates
Cellular component (GO): nucleoplasm; cytoplasm
Molecular function (GO): protein binding; DNA endonuclease activity
Source: RefSeq, a predicted model, not a curated record